Oxyura jamaicensis (ruddy duck) is the source of this 5184-nucleotide messenger RNA. It is a transcript of the gene CXADR, whose product is annotated as CXADR Ig-like cell adhesion molecule. The transcript is spliced from 7 exons. Gene Ontology annotation, molecular function: cell adhesion molecule binding. The coding region runs from base 100 to 1239 and encodes 379 amino acids. Gene Ontology annotation, biological process: homotypic cell-cell adhesion. Gene Ontology annotation, cellular component: intercalated disc; bicellular tight junction; basolateral plasma membrane. NCBI's taxonomy places the organism in Eukaryota, Metazoa, Chordata, Aves, Anseriformes, Anatidae. The record is from RefSeq and is a predicted model, not a curated record.
CGCGGGGCGGGGCGGUGCCCGCCCGCGGGGAGUCGCGGGGCCGGAGCUGUUGGUGGCGGUUGCCCGCCCGCCUGCCCGCCCGCCCGCUCGCGCCGCGCCAUGGAGCCGCCGCUCGCGCCGCCGCCGCCGUCGUUGGCGGUGCUACUGCUGCUGGCCCUCGCCCUGCUCGGCUCUGCCGGUCUAACUAGAAGCCUAAGUAUAACUUCAGCUGACCAAUCUAUGUUUGAAAAAGCUCAAGGAGAAAAAGUUACGUUGCCAUGUACUUUCGUACUCUCAGAAGAGGAUGAAGGCCCACUAGAUAUUGAGUGGGUCUUGAUACCAGCAGAUAAUCAAAAGAAGGAACAAAUAAUAAUUAUGUAUGCUGUAGACAGAAUUUAUAAUCAUUAUUAUGCUGCUAUGACUGGGCGGAUGCAGUUUACCAGUUCUGAUCCCAGAUCUGGUGAUGGUUCGUUGGAUAUCCUGAAUUUAAAGUCAGCAGAUACUGGCACAUACCAGUGCAAAGUGAAGAAAGCUCCUGGAGUUCAAAGCCAAAAAAUACAGUUGACUGUACUUGUAAAACCGGCAAGAACUAAAUGUUCCAUUGAAGGAUCACAGGAGAUUGGAAAGGACGUUACAUUGAAAUGUGCAUCACAAGAAGGAUCUCCACUUUUGUCAUAUGACUGGAGAAGAGUAUCUGGCACACAAGAACUUCCUGCCACGUCCACACUGAAUAGAAAUACGGGUGAACUUCUCUUGAAAAAUGCGUCUCAAGAAUAUUCUGGUGUAUACAGUUGUGUUGCUUCAAACAGAGUUGGCGCAGAUGAAUGUUCUAUUGAGCUGAAUGUCACCCCUCCUAUAAAUACAGCUGGUAUAAUUGCUGGAGCUAUUGUAGGAACUCUGCUGGGUCUCUCCUUACUGGCUUUUCUCGUCUUCUGUUGCUGUAAAAAACACAGAGAGAAGAAGUAUGAGAAAGAAGUACAUCAUGAUAUUAGAGAAGAUGUUCCGCCUCCAAAAAGUCGCAGUUCAACAGCCCGCAGCUACAUAGGCAGCAAUCGUUCUUCUCUGGGCUCAAUGUCUCCCUCAAAUAUGGAAGGAUAUACCAAAACUCCAUAUAGUCAAGUCCCAAGUGAAGACUUUGAACGUACUUCUGGUCAAAACCAAACCUUUGCAUCUUCAAAGGUAGCUGCACCUAAUUUAAGUAGAAUGGGAGCUGUCCCAGUGAUGAUUCCAGCACAAAGCAAAGAUGGGUCCAUAGUAUAGAAUAUUAAUUUAAAUCCUGUUUUUUAAUUGUUCAUUAUAAGUAUUAGUGUUCCAUCCCUCGUUUAAACAAUGGCAUGCAAUUUUCCUUGAAGAAAACAAAGUUAGUUUGAAAAGCCACCAAUUCUCAUUUUUAAAUUUAAACUUAGUAGUGUGUAACAGUUGAACUAUUUGCUGAAAGCAUGGAAGUUCAUAAAUACCAGACACUGAAGGUGUUUGGACCUCUGGUAGGUUCCUGAAGAGACACCGUCUGCUAAUGUGCAGCUCUGAAUAUGAAACAGUAAUACACAGUUGACAAGUAACAAAACUAUUUUGUAUGUAGACCAUGAUGUUUCUCAGAGUUCUUGAAAUUUCAGCCUCGGUUUUGGAGUAAUAGUAUUUUAAUAUGGCCACUGUCUGAAGUUGCAGUGGGGCUGAAAUACAGAGGAUGGCUGUGAAUUCUGUUCAAACUGAGUAUUUAUGCAGCUCUUUAACUUCAUAAUGUUUAUCUGGAGUGCUUCUUGAACUUCUAUUUCAGGGGCUGCCAGUUAUCUGAUUGGUUCAGUUAAUAUAAUUAAAUCUAUUCUGAGUUUAAAAUCUCAGUAACUGGAAAUGCGAUAGGAGACCUUGUGAGCUCUUUGAAAUUCAAAUUUUACCGCAAUAACUAGUUCUAGUCAUGUCAGAUAACUUAAGUUAUCUGGUGUAAGACAUCCUAUCAAAUUGUUAGUAGUGGUAUCUUUAACUUUAAAAUCUGUAGCUCAACUGUUAUAUUGUCACAGUAAGAAUGAAUAUGUAUCUCUACAGGUCUUAAGUUAAUUGUAGCUUGCAUUUUCCAAAGCCUCCUUAGGUUCUAAGGCAGUGUUCUUACUUCUGAUAAACCAAUUACCUAGAAGUUUCAUUGGGCUUUAAUAAAGCUGUUAAUUAACUGGUAUUUGAUAUGUUCUCUUGCUCUCAUGGUUCUUCAGAAAAAUCUUCACCACAUUCAUGUUAAGUGGUAGUUAGCCUUAAGAUGAUGAUACAUUUUUAUAUGAAUUUGCAAGGAAUUGAAAGCUUACUUCUCCUUGCCUGUUUAAUGGCCCUAAAUGUAUUAAUGGAUGUUUAGAUUUUCAGCACCAAAAGUUUCAUGUGGACAGAAUCUAGGAGAAAAUAGUUAUCCAGAAUUGCUGGUAUGAACAUGUUUCAAGAGUCCAUUCAAAAAAAAAAAGCCUUCCCAGUUUUUCUAUCUUAAAGCAUUACAGGAGGUAUAAAACAAUUACUUACCUUAGUUUCACACCUGCUUAAAGAUUUUCAAUAGUUCCUGAUUACUGAUACUACAUAUCUAUGGAAGCUAGAUUUAAAGUUAAGUGCAGUUUGAAUCUUUUUUUUUCCUUCCUGUUUUCUAAUCUCCUUCUCAUCUUGUGCUUGGGAGUGUGUAGGGGGGGAGUCCCUUCAGCUUACUCUAGCUAUAGAUGUUAGGCUACUAAUUACUUUGGAAAACUAAAUGAAUAUGGUAUGUGGCACAGAGGCUGAUGGAGAAAAUAUCUGAAAGAGCCUGUUGAAAGAUGUUAGGAUUGUUUGUAUGUAGCAACAGUGAGAUAAAAGGUUUCCCCAAACUUCUAGGCUUAGGAUCUACUUUCUUGUAGCUUCUUAAAUCUGUGAUAAAUUACUUGGCUUACUACUAAAUGUUUCCCCUGUCUUGUAGUUAUGUGCACCAUUUUUGGUUGGCACUGUUAACAUAGAUAACGUACCCUUCAUACCGAAUUUAGAUACUUGAAUGGCUACUAAGUAUUCUAGACUCUAAAAUUUUACACAUCUUGGACUUUUUUAGAUUGUAAACUGAUACUGUUAGAGAUCAGAUUUUUUAUCUUUCAUGUGUGCCUUUUCAAUAAACUUUGCCUGAUUGUAUCUUCAGUUUUUAAUGAAAUUUCUGGUGCCUAAAUUUACUGUUUAGACAGGUGCUUAGAUGAUGGUACAGUUUUUAAAACAUGACACUGUGAUCUGAUUUUUUGAUUCUUAUGUACUAUUUAUACCUCUUCAUGCCUAUUUUUGGAUGUGAUUUCAGUGACUCUCUGUAUUGUUCUGUAUUUCAAAUUGUGAGUUACUCUUUCAAUUGGUAGUGAAAAUGUGUUCAUAUUCCUGAAAACUCUUCAGUUGUACUAAUGAGAUGGAUGAUUGACUCUCACUUGUGUGGUAAAUAAUAGGUUUAAUAACUGUGCCAAACUCAAGCUUAUGAAGAACAAUAGAUGAGAUGACAUUUUGCAUCCAAUUACUGUGACAGAAGAGACUUUAAAGAUAUUUUAAUCAUAAACUGGUUGUUUACCUUGCAACUAAGGCCUUCCUUAAUUAAAAGGGUAUGGUUAUUUGGAUCAUAAAAACAAGCUGAGUACAAAACUAGAACUGAAUCACAGACUGAGAGAUAGCUAGACACCUAAGCAAACAGGCAACAAACCUACUGAAUUUGAUUCCUAGCCCUCUAUGGACAUAAUGUGAGAUGAGGUGUGGUUUUUGUUUGCUUCUGCUUUUUUUUUUCCUGUCUUGAGACCCUGUGCUUUCCGUCAGGUAAGCCCUAGGACACUCGAGAAAUUUCUCACUCAAGCAUGCAGAGCAGAGUUUACACAUACUUAAUGCUCUGUCAGAUUGCACAAAACAAUAAAUGGACAGAAUGGAAAGACAGCAUGAUAUGCCCUCAGAGCCUCGCUGUUAGGCUUAGCAGCCUUGACAGUGUCUGUCCAUUUAUGUAAUUGCAUGGAAAAUAAAAGGAAUGGAAUCUGACAUAGUCCUUAUCUGAAAUAAAGAACCUCUGACUUGGGGUAAAUUUUGCCUCAAGUUGCUAUCAUCAUGCCUUUUUGAAUGAAUAAAACACUACUGUAUAAACUCAGUACCACUAUUAUAAAUUAUUUCUUUAGUCACUAGAUUCAUAACUUACACUGGAUUAUGAUUCUGAAAAGCAGCUACUAUACUUCGCAAUGUUUUUUAGUUGUGUAGGACAUGAAUUGAAUAAACACAUAAGGUGUCUGAUGUUACAAAUAAACCUGCUGACAGAAAUUUUCUAGGAAUUAGUGGCAGCUGAUAUACCUGUUAGAAGGUGGCAUUCUUAAGGUCUCAUUUUAUUUAAAAAUAAAAAAUAAAAAAGGGGGUGGGUGGGUGGCGAUAGCAUUAUGUAAAUACUCUAAAUGAAGCUGAGAAAUUACUAGUUAAUGUCAUGACUGUAAACUUGCCUGUUGAGGACUACUAUAUAUAGAAGAAACCCCUGAAUUAUAGUAUGGUGUGAAUAAAGUAUUAGAAUUGUAAUACUGUAGAGGUUAUGUAACAUUUGUCCAUACAUUACAAGCCUUUUCAUAAACUUUUGAAAUGGAUAUUUAAAGACAUUUGUGUUAAUCUUCCUUACCUGAAAAUGAAUUAUGUAGUGCACAGAAAUGCCUUGUUGGAGAGGUAAAAUUACUUUUGAAGCAAAUGUACAGUGCAUACACCUUUGUCAACCAUGAUAGUCACAUUCAUGUUAGGUGUGUGCUUCCUGCUUGAUAGUACAAGUAAGACUUUUUAAUUACAAGCUUUCUCUGUAAUAAUGUAUAUUGUAUAUUGCUGUUUUCCAUGAUAGCUUUUUGGUUUUGUUCUUGACUGUGUAUGUUCUGGGUCACUUUAGAUCUUUGUGGCAGUCUGAAGACACAAUUCUAUUCGUAUCACUUAAACGUUGUUUUAUACACUUGAUAGGUGCUUUAUAGGGCCCUUUGGGUGUUGAGGCACAGCUCAAAUGAAACUGGAGCAAUAAUAUUUCCUGGAAUCCAAAAUCUUACAUUAUGCUUCUCAUGCAUAAAGCAUGAACUUGAAUAUCAAUACAAAUUUCAGUAUGAAGUUUUAUAUUCACAUUUUUGGGGGAAUGAUACCAUAAAAUAAAAGUACUGUUUGUGAAUCUGUAAAAACAAAUCCAAAAUUUUAAAAUGUUGUAGUUCCAUGACAGACUUGUGUACUUUUUGAAAUAAAACUGUUGGA